This is a messenger RNA of Clunio marinus, 216 nucleotides long. The record is from the annotation of a GenBank genome assembly. NCBI's taxonomy places the organism in Eukaryota, Metazoa, Arthropoda, Insecta, Diptera, Chironomidae.
AUGCAAAACAUGUUUUCAUUAGAAGAAAGUUUCACGAUCGUCAAAUUAAUAAAAAAGUCGAAACUAAGUUUCACAAGUUCCUUGAAAGUCAUAAAAAACAAGAAUCAACUCAGUCGUGCUAUCGAUCAUUGCUUAGCUUUCACUAUUGCCUCUUAUGGACAGGAAGAAUGCUCAAGAAUUUUAAAUGAGAAAUUGCAGAUUGUUACAGAAAAUUGA